Micropterus dolomieu (smallmouth bass) is the source of this 1866-nucleotide messenger RNA. Its product is annotated as centrosomal protein of 120 kDa. Gene Ontology annotation, cellular component: centrosome; centriole. The record is from RefSeq and is a predicted model, not a curated record. The transcript has 3 exons. Lineage: Eukaryota; Metazoa; Chordata; Actinopteri; Centrarchiformes; Centrarchidae. Gene Ontology annotation, biological process: interkinetic nuclear migration; centrosome cycle; positive regulation of centriole elongation. The coding region runs from base 49 to 390 and encodes 113 amino acids.
CUGUGUGUGUGUGUGUGUGUGUGUGUGCAGCGGGAGCAGGAAAACGCCAUGACGCGUCUGAAGAAACAGCAGGCGGAGCUGGAGGCCAUGAGGCUGCGUUACCUAGCUACAGAGCAGAAGGAGGCGGUCCAUCAGGACAGACAGGAGCUGGACAACAUCAGGAACGAACUCAACAGGUUAAAGCAGCAGGAGAAAUUAGACCCCGCCCCACCCGUGUCUGGCCCCGCCCCUCCUCAGUGUGUGAAUGACAGCGCUGACGAACACCUGAGCCGCCUGCUAGAGGAGAGAGACACUCUGCUCAGGACCGGAGUUUACACCCACGAAGACCGAAUCAUCGCCGAGCUCAGCAGGCAGAUACAGGAAGCCAUGAGGGACAGAGGGAAUCUCUGACAGCGGCUGGAACCGUCCAAUCAGAGACAGUCACUCCUGAGACUGCAGACAGAUAUGAUUCUCCUGUCUGUGCUUUUCACUGCAGAGCUUGAUGCUAAGCUAGGCUAACAACGUCCGGACUCCAGCCGUGUACACAGUCAUGAGAUGAGAACUCUCUACCACCAAUAAAUGUGUUGUUAAAUAAUAAAAAGAAUAUAAAGCUUUACACUCAUUUAAUCUUUAAUCAGUUAGUAAACAAAGGCAUUUUUUUCUCUUUAAGACCAAUAAGUUCAAACUUAAUAUAUUUAUUUUUAAUAAAUAAUAUCUAUUCACUUACUCAUUUUUAUUUCUAAACUCUCUUGGCACACAUUUGAUCAUGUAUCUGUUUUCCCCAUGCUGAUAUAUUUCUUUUUAUACUUCCUUUAUAUUAUUUAACUAACAAUGUCAUUUAUUGUUGUUUUCUGCUGUAUUUAUGUUAUGAGAGUUUUAUAUCAGCUGGGUGAAAGUGACACUGUUGGGACAACAAACUCCUGUUAUUCACAUUCAGCCAAACUGAGAGAAGAACUAGUGAUAAAUUGUACAGAUGGUGUAAAAAUGUAACUUUUCCAGAUGCUGUUUGUUUCUUUGUUUGUGUGCUGAAGCAAAUCAGAUUCUUCUUCUGUUUUAUAGCAUCAUUUUAUGUUUGUGUGCUGCAGUCUGAGUCAGAUAAAUAACAUUCACCCCGUUAUGGAGAGGAGGGACGAUUACAGGAACCAGAAACUCUGUCAGUGUGUGUAGACGUGACCGAGUAAAUGUGAACCUUUCCUUUAAAGGGCCGUGCCACCAGUGUUGCACGAACAUUGAAACUACAAACCGCAGGAAACUGUCAUAACUACCAACCGCUUUCUAACAACAGCGUAACCUGGGAGCGCAGUCCUUGCUGAUGCUUUCAAAGAUGCUCCGACAUCUUGGCAUCUGCACCAUUAUUUUCAGCGUACAUUGGAGCUGGAAGGAUUAGCUGACUCUUCAAUUUUCUGAACGUUAAGUAACGAUUAAUAAACUAUUUUGAAAGUUGACUUAUUCCCAGAAUUCCCUGGUUCCAGCUACUCAGAUGUGAUUAUUUUGCUGGUUUUCUUUAACUUCUGUGACAGUAAACUGAAUAUCUUUUUGAGUUGUUUGUGAGACAAGCAGUUUGAAGACUCGAUAGAUAUCUGAUUAUAUGGUUGUUUGAGCAGCAGAUGAUUCAGAUCUGAAGCAUUAUUCAACCUGAAGUGACAGAACAGGAUUUUAUUAAAUCUGAGAGUCUGAAGACGUGUUGAUGAGUUCAUGCACAGUCCAAUGGAUUAAUGUUUGCUCUGAUGAGGGCUUUUUAUCUGACAGCAGGUGGCGCUGCAGCCUCAGAAAAGCCUCUCAACACUCCUGUGACCUGCAGGUGCUGUGAGAUAUUAAUUUAUUCUUUAUUAUCAGAGAGCACUCUGAUUUCUGUGUUUGUUGGCAAUAAAUUAUUUUGGGAUAAAA